AUGAGCAAGCUGCUCACAAAUCAGCCUGGAGCUGCAGUCUUGAGUGCCCAGGUGCACACUCCUGUGCUCCAGGGCCAUUAGAAAGAGAACGUCAGUGGGACGCUGGGGCGCACAAGGGUCUGUACAGCCCUGCUACAUGGCCAGGUCUGCCCCUUCCAGGACAGCACUGAUGGCUUGGGCACCACCACCUCCAUUUUGUUCACCUGGCCUCCUGAAAACAAUUCAGUUUGCUGCCAGGCCCUGCAACGGUCAACUUUCUGGAUAAAGCUGGCCAGCAAUACCUUCGCCUGGCCUGGACUGGGCUUGGAGGACCAUCAGGAAAUUGUCCUAGGCCAGUUGGUGCUUCCGGAGCCCAAGGAGGCCAAGCCAGAAGAUCCUGCUCCACUUCCUGGGCAACACCCAUUAACAAUGCUGGCCCUGGAGCCAGCACCACCACUGCUGGCGGACCUGGGGCCUGCUCUGGAGCCAGAGUCACCUGUAGCCAUGGAUGCACAAGGAUAUCUACAUUCAGCACCAGCACCAGCACCAGGGGAAGGGCCCCCUCCAGGAACAGUGCUGGAGCCACAGUCAGCCCCAGAGUCACCCUGUCCCUGUGGCGGGACUGUCAAGAGCCAACACACUGAAGAGCUGCCUGACAUCACGACCUUCCCUCCCAGGCUGCUGGCAGAGCAGCUGACCCUGAUGGAUGCGGAGCUGUUCAAGAAGGUGGAGCUCUACGAAUGCUUGGGCUCCAUCUGGGGCCAACGACACCAGAAGGAGAGUGAGCACGUGGCACCCACAGUUUGUGCCACCAUUGCACACUUCAACAGGCUCACCAACUGUGUCACCACCUCCUGCCUCAGGGACCAGAGCAUGAGGGCCCGGGACAGGGCCAGGGUGGUGGAGCACUGGAUCAAGGUGGCCAGGGAGUGCCUAAGCCUCAACAACUUCUCCUCAGUGCACGCCAUCGUCUCUGCUCUCUGCAGCAACCCAAUACAUCGGCUACACAAGACAUGGGCAGGAGUGUCCAGCAAAAGCAUAAAAUAUCUAAAAGAACUCUGCAAAAAAGACACUGCAGUGAAGAGGGACCUGCUGAUCAAGGCGGGGAGCUUUAAGGUGGCCACCCAGGAGAGGAACCCCCAGAGAGCCCAGAUGAGGCUGCGGAGGCAGAAGAAGGGCGUGGUCCCCUUCCUGGGGGAUUUUCUGACUGAGUUACACAGGUUGGAUUCGGCCAUCCCGGACGAUCUGGAUGGCAACACCAACAAGAGGAGGAAGGAGGUCCAAGUUCUGCAGGAAAUGCAGCUGCUCCAAGUGGCUGCCAUGAAUUACAAACUUCGGCCUCUGGAGAAAUUUGUCACCUGUUUCUCAAGAAUGGAGCAGCUCAGUGACAAGGAGAGGUGGGGUUUCAUGAUGAUGUCCAGGCUGGUCUCAAACUCCUGGCCUCAAGCAAUCCACCCACCUCAGCCUCCCAAAGUACUGACAGUACAACUACAAGCUGUCCUGUCAGCUGGAGCCCGAAUCCCAGUAGGCCGGAAACAUCCUGCAGUGGCUGGGGCCCCACUGGGAUGCUGGCCAGAACACCGGCUCUGCACCAUCCUUCACCCAGACCGACACCAGGGAACCACAUCUAGGUGGCUGGCGGCUCAGCUGCAUCUGGCCCCUGCUCUUCAACACCAGCUGCUCCUGCUGGCCAGGAUCAGGCCAUGGGUCUUUUGCCAGGCAGAUGGGAGACCAUUUUAUCUUUAUUUUCUUUAG
Molecule: messenger RNA, 1734 nt
Organism: Piliocolobus tephrosceles (Ugandan red Colobus)
Lineage: Eukaryota; Metazoa; Chordata; Mammalia; Primates; Cercopithecidae
Product: ral-GDS-related protein-like
Biological process (GO): Ras protein signal transduction
Cellular component (GO): plasma membrane
Molecular function (GO): guanyl-nucleotide exchange factor activity
Source: RefSeq, a predicted model, not a curated record